AUGUCUGCUUCACCAGAAUCUAGUCCGGCCAACGGACAUGUGUCGCCCGUCGCAACAUCCGUCGCCGUUCAGCUACUAGACCCAGAGCCCAGCGAUAGCGAUCUGUCCGACGUUCAGGCCCCCGACAUCGCUUCUCCCUCCUCCGAUUCUGUGAACAACUUCGACUCGACUGCUCGUGAUGGUCGGGUUGAUGAUUUUGAUGGGGCGUCUAGCCCUAGUGACAAUGGGGCCUCCGAUGAUGCCGACUUUGAUGAAGUGGCCGACAGUCCGGCCUCUCCUCGCAGCAAUGACCCGGCUGAGGGUGCCGCCUCGGCUUCUGACGAUUCCCGGACAGCCUCCAAGCGCAAAGCCGGCGGCAGCCUUGAGGAAGACUACAUGAGGGAGAAUCCUGAACUCUAUGGCCUGAGACGAAGUUCCCGUCCACAACAGCGCAAGAUGAUCGUCGGUGCAGAUGACGACGACUCAGAAUCCGACUCCGUUGUCGUUCAUCGGAGAGCUACCAAGAAGCGACGGACAGAAAGAUCGUUACCUUCCUCGAAGCGAGAUACCCCCCUGCGGCAUACGUCCGUCGAUGAUUCCGACUCCGACACCUAUGGCGGUGCUCGGGCCCGAGCGAUGCAAAAGAAGGCUCGUCGGCAGGCUGUGGCGCAACCCGCAUUGGCUUUCGCCGAAAAGAGGUGGAACAGCCGGAGGGCUGCUCAGGUCACCGCGGGCGCUUACCAAGAGAGCGACGCCGAGCAAGAUGACGACUCGGAUGUCACUCCAGCCCAUUGGGCAGGUGCCGAGGACGAGGACAACUCGCCCUACAUUGAAAAGAUCAUUCGACACGAGUUGAAAGAAGGUGCCGAAUGGAGUCCGGACCUGACCCGGCAUGAUUUCAAGUAUUACAUCAAAUGGCAAGGCAUGUCCCAUUUGCAUGACACGUGGGAAACCACCGCGAGUGUCGCCGGCUUCCGAGGCUAUCGCCGGUUGGAGAACUACUACAGGAAGUUUGUCGAAUUCGAACUGAGCAUGCGAUACGAAGACGACGACAUCACCCCGGAACAAAGGGAGCAAUACAUCCUCGACCGUGAGCGCGAGAACGAGGCCCUCGAGGACUACACCAACGUCGAGCGCGUCGUAGCUGUGCGUGAGGGUGAAGAGGAUACCGAAUAUCUGAUCAAAUGGAAGGGCCUACAAUACGACGAGUGCACCUGGGAAACGUCUGCCGACGUAAGCGAGCGGGCGCAGGACAAGAUCGACCAAUUCAUCGACCGAACACAAAGGAGCUGGGUGUCAGAUCGGAAGGAGUCGAACCCCGACACGAGAGGCCGCAUGACCAAGCUGGAGCAACAGCCUUCCUACAUCACGAACGGGGAGUUGCGGGAGUUCCAGAUGAAGGGCCUAAACUUCCUUGCACUCAACUGGACCCGUGGCAACAACGUCAUCCUUGCCGAUGAAAUGGGCCUCGGAAAGACUGUCCAGAGCGUAUCCUUUCUCAGCUGGCUGCGCAAUGACCGCGACCAAGAAGGCCCAUUCUUGGUGGUGGCCCCGCUCAGUGUUAUUCCGGCCUGGUGCGAUACCUUCAACCACUGGGCCCCCGACCUGAAUUAUGUUGUCUAUCUCGGCCCCGAAGCCGCGCGCUCAACCAUCCGUGAGCAUGAGCUCAUGGUCAACAACAAUCCGAAGAAGACAAAAUUCAAUGUCCUUGUCACCUCUUACGACUACAUUCUUCUUGACUCGGAUUUCUUGAAAACCAUCAAAUGGCAAGUGCUCGCUGUCGACGAGGCUCAUCGCUUGAAGAAUCGGGAGUCCCAGCUUUACGCUAAGCUCGUGAGCUUCAACAUUCCCUGCAAGGUUCUGAUCACUGGCACGCCUAUCCAGAACAAUCUGGCCGAGCUGUCGGCUUUGCUGGACUUCCUCAACCCCGGCAAGGUCCUCAUCGACGAGGAGCUAGAGCUCCUCGGACAGUCGGAGAAACCGGAAGUCGUCGUCGAUGAGCAGAAGGACGAGGAGCAGCGCCGACAGACCCAGGAGAAGCUCGGUCAAUUGCACAAGGCCAUCGCUCCUUUCAUCCUCCGUCGAACCAAAGAGACUGUCGAGUCCGACCUGCCGCCAAAGACAGAAAAGAUUAUCCGCGUGGAGCUCUCUGAUGUCCAGCUGGAUUACUACAAGAACAUCCUGACACGCAACUAUGCUGCCCUCAGGGAUGCCAGCGGCCAAAAGCAGUCUCUGCUGAACAUCAUGAUGGAGUUGAAGAAGAUCAGCAACCACCCAUAUAUGUUUCAAGGCGCCGAGGAACGGGUGUUGAAUGGCAGUACGCGCCGCGAGGACCACAUCAAGGGUCUUAUCACGAGCAGUGGCAAAAUGAUGCUUCUUGACCAGCUGUUGACCAAACUCAAAAAGGACAACCACAGGGUACUGAUUUUCAGUCAAAUGGUCAAAAUGCUGGAUAUACUUGGGGACUAUCUGCGCAUACGUGGCUACCCUUUCCAAAGACUCGAUGGCACCAUUCCUGCCGGACCCCGGCGCUUGGCCAUCAACCACUUCAACUCUGAGGGCAGCGAUGACUUCUGCUUCCUUCUCUCGACGCGAGCUGGUGGUCUUGGGAUCAACUUGAUGACUGCGGACACUGUGAUCAUCUACGACUCCGACUGGAAUCCCCAAGCCGACCUUCAAGCCAUGGCUCGAGCUCAUCGUAUCGGCCAGAAGAGACCUGUCAGUGUGUACCGGCUCGUCGCGAAGCAGACAAUUGAAGAAGAAGUCGUCAAGAGGGCCCGCAACAAGCUUUUCUUGGAAUAUCUCACAAUACAGGCAGGCGUCACCGACGAGGGCAAGGCCCUGCGUGAAAAGUUCCAGGAACGAGGGGUCAUGGUGGACGAGGCCAAGACGUCCGAAGACAUUCAGAUGAUCUUGAAGAUGCGGUCUCAGAACCUAUUUGAACAGUCCGGUAACCAAGAGAAGCUAGAGAAACUCGACAUCGACGCCAUUCUGGAGCAGGCAGAAGAGACCAAGACUGCCGUCGAUGACAAGCUCAAUCUUAGCACAGGAGGUAUCGACUGGGACAACUGGAUGCAGGUCACUGAUGUCAAAGUUGACGAAAUGGCGCUCGACUGGGAUCAGAUCAUUCCUGCCGACCAGCUUGCCGUCAUCAAGGCCGACGAGGAGAAGAAACAGAAUGAUGCGUAUCUCGCCAAGGCGAUGGAAGAAAACGCCCCUCGAAAAGCUACGUUAAAGGGCGUCAAGAAGGGGUCAGACGCUGACAGGGCCGACCGGCUGGCGAAGAAACGAGAGCGCGAGAGGCAAGAGCUCGAAGAACUCGAGGAACAGCGUGCUCUUCUGUCGGACCCAAGGCGGCCUCUGAACGAGAAGGAGACUCGCAAUCUGAUCCGAGCUUUCUUCCGAUAUGGCUCAAUGGACGAUCGCGGCGACGAAGUGGUCCACGAGGCUCGCUUGUCUGACCGUGACCGUGAUUUUCUCCACGAGAUCAUUGGCGACCUCGUUAGAGACAGCCAGGCUGCUGUCGACAUUAGUAACGAGAAAGUGCGCGAAGAAGAAGAACGGACGGGCAAGUCACUGGCCAAGAAGGACAAGAAGGCCGUGCUUGUUGAUUUCGGGGAAGUCAGGAAGGUGAACGCCGAGACUGUUGUCGAGAGGCCCCCCCAACUCAAACUUCUCCGCAAUGUGCUAGGCGAGCACGCUAAUCCUCUCACUUUCCGCCUGCCAGAAGCUGCGAAGGCCGCACAUUACACCUGCGAGUGGGGAGCUCGCGAAGAUGGCAUGCUCUUGAUCGGCAUCGACAGAUACGGCUUCGGAGCGUGGACCCAAAUCAGGGAUGACGCCGAGCUACAGAUGCAGGACAAGUUUUUCCUGGAAGAGCAUCGCGUGGACAAGAAAGAGGAGCGCAAGAAGGGUGACGACAAGAGCAUACAGUCACCAGGUGCCGUUCACCUGGUCCGCCGUUCCGAAUACCUUCUCUCGGUCCUGAUGGCAAAGUACUCCGACGAUGCCGCGGCCAAGAAAGCUGUCGAAAAUCACCAUCGCAGCAAGAAGAACCUCGUCUUGAAUGGGCAUCGCCGCAGCGACGUUCAUUCUGCUUCUGGAUCUCCCGCCCCUCAACUCAUCAAGAAAUCCGGACACAACAGAGAUCGUAACAGAGAGCGUCUGCAUAGUGAUCAUCAUAGGUCUCGUAGCAUCGCCGACGAACGUGGGACUCCCCGCCCCGAGCACAAGAGGAAGCAUACAGAUGACUACGACGACCGCCACAGCAAGCAUCGGCGUACGGACCAUGCGCACGGCGAUAACAGGCACAGUUCUCUUGACAAGCAUGCCAAGGACGACAAGGCUCGUACGAAGCUGGAUUCCGAGGCGCUCGAUCGUCUCAACAGAAGACGUGAGGAGGCUGUCCAGCGGUUCAAUCGCCUGAUGGAGCUCGACGACAACAAGCUGGAUGUUCAGGACAACGAACAGUUGAUCUGGUCCUUGUUGAAGCCUGUACGUGGGAACUUCAAGCGUAUUAUGUAUACGACACAGGAUCAUAUUGCAUCGGCCAAGGAGCGUGCCAAGAUCAUGGGUACUGAGCUCCGUCACAUUGGAAAUCACCUCACGGGUCUGAAGGAUGCUGGACUCCCUGCGGAACAGCUUGAUGGACUGAUGCCCCAGUUCUGGGAUUUCCUCUCUACUGUCUGGCCCAUUGGCGAGAUUGAAGUGACGGGCGACAAGCUCGCCAAGAUGUAUCGCACACUCACAGACAAGGACAAGGGAAAGGACAAGAAAGAAGGCGGAGACAAAAAGUCGGCCAAGAGGCGCGACGAUCUUGAAGACGGUGAGAUCGACGAUGAGGACGAAGCACAUCGUCAAGCGCGCAGGGAGGCGCGUCGCGACCCCAGCGAAGACAGCCGCCGUGAUUACCGGCGGGACGACUACAGACACCGUGCUUAUGAGAACGGAGACCGCUUGAGCUUUAGGAAAGAUCGGGAUCGACCUCUGAGCGAUCGAGGUCUCGCCGACCGUGGCAGGCCAUCGUGGUCACCCCCGAACAACCAACAUCGGCCCAGCCCGUACUAG
Molecule: messenger RNA, 5046 nt
Organism: Diaporthe citri
Lineage: Eukaryota; Fungi; Ascomycota; Sordariomycetes; Diaporthales; Diaporthaceae
Exons: 5
Coding region: 1-5046 (1681 amino acids)
Biological process (GO): regulation of transcription by RNA polymerase II; nucleosome organization
Cellular component (GO): nucleus; chromatin
Molecular function (GO): ATP hydrolysis activity; ATP-dependent chromatin remodeler activity; DNA binding
Source: RefSeq, a predicted model, not a curated record